GCUUUGCUUCUCUGGCUCCUCUCUGCAUCCUCCCCACCCUGCCAACAACAUGCACCUUGCCAGUUUGCUCAGCUCCUGCUCCCUCCUACUGCUCUGGGGGGCCCUUCCUGGAUGGGCGGCCAGUGAUGACCCCAUUGAGAAGGUCAUUGAAGGAAUCAACCGAGGGCUGAGCAAUGCAGAGAGAGAGGUGGGCAAGGCCCUGGAAGGCAUCAAUAAUGGAAUCACUCAUGCUGGAAGGGAAGUGGAGAAAGUUUUUAAUGGACUUAGCCACAUGGGGAGCCAAGCUGGCAAGGAGCUGGACAAGGGCGUCCAGGGGCUCAACAACGGCUUGGACAAGGUAGCCCAUGGGAUCAACAAUGGCAUCGGACAAGCAGGAAAGGAAGCAGAGAAGUUUGUCCAUGGGGUCAACAACGCUGCUGGACAGGUUGGGAAGGAGGCAGACAAAGUGAUUCAGGGGGUCCAUCAUGGAGUCAACCAGGCGGGAAGCGAGGCAGGGAGGUUUGGCCAGGGGGUCCACCAAACUGCUGGGCAGGCUGGGAAUGAGGCGGGGAGGUUUGGCCAGGGGGCCCAUCAUGGGGUUAACCAGGCUGGGAAGGAGGCAGAGAAGUUUGGUCAGGGGAUCCAUCAUGGGGUCAACCAGGCUGGGAAGGAGGCAGAGAAGCUUGGUCAGGGGAUCCAUCAUGGGGUCAACCAGGCUGGGAAGGAGGCAGAGAAGUUUGGUCAGGGGAUCCAUCAUGGGGUCAACCAGGCUGGGAAGGAGGCAGAGAAGUUUGGUCAGGGGAUCCAUCAUGGGGUCAACCAGGCUGGGAAGGAGGCAGAGAAGUUUGGUCAGGGGAUCCAUCAUGGGGUCAACCAGGCUGGGAAGGAGGCAGAGAAGUUUGGUCAGGGGAUCCAUCAUGGGGUCAACCAGGCUGGGAAGGAGGCAGAGAAGUUUGGUCAGGGGAUCCAUCAUGGGGUCAACCAGGCUGGGAAGGAGGCAGAGAAGUUUGGUCAGGGCAUCCAUCAUGGGGUCAACCAGGCUGGGAAGGAGGCAGAGAAGUUUGGUCAGGGGAUGCAUCAUGGGGUCAACCAGGCUGGGAAGGAGGCAGAGAAGCUUGGUCAGGGGAUCCAUCAUGGGGUCAACCAGGCUGGGAAGGAGGCAGAGAAGCUUGGUCAGGGGAUCCAUCAUGGGGUCAACCAGGCUGGGAAGGAGGCAGAGAAGUUUGGUCAGGGCAUCCAUCAUGGGGUCAACCAGGCUGGGAAGGAGGCAGAGAAGCUUGGUCAGGGGAUCCAUCAUGGGGUCAACCAGGCUGGGAAGGAGGCAGAGAAGUUUGGUCAGGGCAUCCAUCAUGGGGUCAACCAGGCUGGGAAGGAGGCAGAGAAGUUUGGUCAGGGGAUGCAUCAUGGGGUCAACCAGGCUGGGAAGGAGGCAGAGAAGUUUGGUCAGGGGGUACACCAUGGGGUUAGCCAGGCUGGGAAGGAGGCAGAGAAGUUUGGUCACGAUGUUCAUUAUGUUGCAGGGCAGGCUGGGGGAGAGGGAGACAAAAUAGUCCAAGGGGUCCAUCCUGGAGUCAACCAGGCUGGGAAGGAGGUGGAGCAGUUUGGCCAGGGAGUCCACCAUGGGGCUAAUGAGGCCUGGAAGGAGGCAGAGAGGUUUGGCCAGGAGGCCAACUACGCUGCAGGACAGGGUGGGAAAGAGGGAGAGAAAGUGGUCCCAGGGGUCCACCAGGGAGUCAACCAGGCUGGGAAGGAGGUGGAGCACUUUGGCCAGGGUGUUCACCAUGCCGUUGAACAGGCCGGAAAGGAGGCAGACAAAGUGGUCCAAGGGGUCCACGAUGGGGUCAACCAGGCCGGGAAGGAGGCAGAGAAAUUUGGUCAAGGGGUCAACCACGCUGCCGGCCAGGCUGGAAAGGAAGCGGAGAAACUUGGCCAAGGUGUCCACCAUGCUGCUGGCCAGGCCGGGAAGGAGGUGGACAGGUUGCAGCAGAAUGUUCAUAAUGGGGUCAACCAAGCCGGCAAGGAGGCCAACAAGCUGCUGAAUGGCACUCAUCCAGGCGUUUCCACCGGCCAGCACGGAGGGGGCGCAACCACAACAUUAACAUCUGGAGCCUCGGUCAACAAGGCCUUCCUCAACUUUCCAGCUCUGUGGCAGAGCGUCAUCGCCAUCAUUCCCUAAACUGAUGCACUGGCCUUACUCAGCAGACUGACUUUCCUGUUGUCAUACUAGCUGACAGGACCUGGAGGAGCUGGGGGUGGGGGGACAGAUUUCCUGAGUCUCGCAAGGGGUCUGUACUGGGAUUUGUGAAUAAAUACGACGCGCUUUUACUCUCA
Messenger RNA from Neofelis nebulosa (Clouded leopard), 2310 nucleotides. RefSeq names its product suprabasin (gene SBSN). The coding region runs from base 50 to 2155 and encodes 701 amino acids. The transcript is spliced from 4 exons. NCBI's taxonomy places the organism in Eukaryota, Metazoa, Chordata, Mammalia, Carnivora, Felidae. The record is from RefSeq and is a predicted model, not a curated record.